Tripterygium wilfordii is the source of this 1529-nucleotide messenger RNA. Its product is annotated as serine/threonine-protein phosphatase PP1 isozyme 4-like. Bases 286 to 1212 code for a protein of 308 amino acids. Gene Ontology annotation, molecular function: protein serine/threonine phosphatase activity. NCBI's taxonomy places the organism in Eukaryota, Viridiplantae, Streptophyta, Magnoliopsida, Celastrales, Celastraceae. The transcript is spliced from 4 exons. Gene Ontology annotation, cellular component: cytoplasm; nucleus. The record is from RefSeq and is a predicted model, not a curated record.
UUAAUUAAUAUUUUUUCUUUCGCUUUCUCAAACUUUUUCCCCGAGAAAAUUUUCUCUCUGUCACUGUCACUACGGAGAAAAUACAGACACAGCAUCACAAAAACCAAGAAAGAAACGGAGUCAAUUUAAAAAGGAAGAAGAGAAAUAGUAAAGAAAGAAGAAAACGGGGGAGAUAGGAUACAAGAAAACCCUUUGAAGACCCGCUCUCUAUCUAUCCACACCUAGGGUUUCUCUAGAAGGGCCGCUGAACGGUGAGAUCCGAUGGCGUAAUAGGGGAAGACCGGAAUGGACUCCGCCGUACUCGAUGAUAUAAUUAAGCGCCUCACGGAGGUCCGAUCAGCGAGGCCUGGGAAGCAGGUUCAGCUAUCUGAGGCUGAGAUCAAACAACUCUGUGUUGCGUCAAGAGAAACCUUUCUUGAACAGCCCAAUUUGCUCGAGCUAGAAGCCCCGAUCAAGAUUUGUGGUGACAUACAUGGGCAAUAUAGCGAUUUACUGAGGCUUUUUGAAUAUGGUGGUUUUCCUCCCAAUGCGAAUUAUCUUUUUUUGGGGGAUUAUGUGGAUCGUGGGAAGCAAAGUUUGGAAACAAUAUGCCUUCUGCUUGCCUAUAAGAUUAAGUACCCUGAGAACUUUUUCCUUCUAAGAGGAAACCAUGAAUGUGCUUCCAUUAACCGGAUUUAUGGAUUCUAUGAUGAAUGUAAAAGGAGGUUUAAUGUCAGACUGUGGAAAGCCUUUACUGACUGUUUUAACUGCCUUCCUGUGGCGGCUCUUAUCGAUGACAAAAUAUUGUGCAUGCAUGGUGGUCUCUCCCCUGAUCUGAAUAACUUGGAUCAGAUUAGGAAUUUGCCUCGUCCAACUGCUGUCCCUGAUACUGGUUUGCUAUGUGAUUUGCUUUGGUCAGAUCCUGGAAGGGAAGUUAAGGGAUGGGGAAUGAAUGACAGAGGGGUUUCAUACACCUUUGGCCCUGAUAAGGUUUUAGAAUUUCUUGCGAAACAUGACUUGGAUCUUGUUUGUCGUGCACAUCAGGUUGUAGAGGAUGGAUAUGAAUUCUUCGCCGACAGACAACUUGUUACCAUAUUUUCUGCUCCCAACUACUGUGGUGAAUUUGAUAAUGCUGGUGCUAUGAUGAGUGUAGAUGAGAACUUGAUGUGCUCUUUUCAGAUUCUAAAGCCUGCAGAAAAGAAAGCUAAGUUCUUGAUGACUAACAAAAUGUGAUAAUUGCUGCAUCAUUGUUCUAUGGUCUCAGCCAAGAUUCUUUUCGCACUGCCCAGGAACUUCAUGUCUUCAGACAUUCUUCAAAUUGGAAAAGAAGCAAGAUGAUGCUUGAUGCUAUAUUAGUCUUCAGCUUGUCAGAGCUAAAGCUUCAGGAGUUGGUCGCCUGAGCUAGCUGCUGUUUCUUCUUUUUCUUGUUUUAGCUUUUGUGCCUCAUAUUUCAGUACUUAAUUCACGUUGCAUUCUAGUAUCUGGAAUUGAUGUGUACAUAUGCCAGACAUGUUGAUUUUGUUAUGAUUUAAGGAUUGGAGUUUUUGAGA